Mya arenaria is the source of this 4966-nucleotide messenger RNA. RefSeq names its product atrial natriuretic peptide receptor 1-like. Bases 330 to 3917 code for a protein of 1195 amino acids. Lineage: Eukaryota; Metazoa; Mollusca; Bivalvia; Myida; Myidae. Gene Ontology annotation, biological process: intracellular signal transduction; cGMP biosynthetic process; protein phosphorylation. Gene Ontology annotation, molecular function: ATP binding; guanylate cyclase activity; peptide receptor activity. The record is from RefSeq and is a predicted model, not a curated record. The transcript has 24 exons.
CAAUACGUCAUAACGUUAACUUUGAGACAAUGGAGGAUCGCAUAGAAACAAAAUGGCUGAAUACUAAACGUGUGUUUUAGCUACGGGACAGACAUUUUCUUGGAUUUAUUUUCUGUCAUUGUACAUGCGUGUCAAAAUAAAGUGUUAUUUCACUAUUUCUAUGUUGGAUUACGUUUUACUUGUGGUUAUGUUUUGCAUAACGUGUUUUUUUCGUUCCAAUAUUUGUAGACGACGUUGGUGAAUACUUGAGUUUGUUCAUGAUUACGAUAUUUCACAGCAUUUGCAUAGAGAAAUUAAGUGCUGCUGUUUUGGGGUGUAAAUAAACAGCAAUGGGUGUUUUCAUACUUUUUGGAAUAAUAUUUUCUUAUUUUCUUCAAUGUGGAACGGUGGAUCCAAAUUUAGUUACCGAAAGUGAAAUACCGAAGAAAAUAGAAGUGAUUCCUAAGCCAAAAGGGGAUUGCAGACGAUAUAAAAAGGACCCGGAUGACCAAGAGUUCCGAAUUGCUUGGUUGGCACCUGAAAAGGAGUACCACAAUUUUAGCGCUCGUACAAGUGUUGGAGCUAUGAAGCUGGCGUUGGCGUAUAUACGUCAGCACCAUCAUCUGGGGAAUGUUAGAGCGAAGUGGUAUGAUUCCAACUGCGACUCCAAGCAAGCAAUGGAAUCAUUUGUCAAUGCUGUGGAAGAAUACGACCCCGAUGUCGUAAUAGGACCACCUUGCUCCGCAGGACUAUUGGGCGUGGCUCAACUAGGAUCCAUCUGGAACCUGCCUGUAUUCAGUUGGGUGCCCGACCUCCUAGACUUCAAGGACAGGGACAAAUACACGACCCUUGUGCGCCUCUCGGGACCGCUACAUUACUUCUCUGAAAUCGUUCGCCAGACUAGUAUCUUCUUCAACUGGACCGACUUUGCCUUGAUCAACGACAAGCAGGCACCAUACGAAGCGGUCGCCGUCGCGCUUAGAGACUUCUCAAGAGGACAGUCCUACAAUAUCAAAAGCACAAAAUAUGUCACUGAAGGGACAACUGAUAGCGAGAUACAGUCGAUGUUGUUGCAGAUAAAGAAGUUUGCACGUGUGAUAAUAUUUGUGGUCCCUUGGCACAUGUUGCGACACUACCUGCUGAUAGCACACAAACUAGGGAUGGCCAACGGUGAAUGGGCCUUCCUUUGUGUUCAUGGCGAUCUAUUUACACUGAAAGUCAUUGACGAGAAAAUAGUUUCUGACUGGGGCUGGCGUAGAAACGAUACUCAAGAUGAAAUUGCAAGGACAAUAUUUGAAUCUGUUAUUCACAUUAUUAUGGAGCCAGUGUUAAGGGAAGACCACUACGAGAAUUUCAUAGAGUUUGCCAAGCAGGUUGCUGUUGUUAAUGUAUCACUUUGGGACAUUCCUUUCAAUCACACAGAGUUAGAUGCCUAUGCCCCCUACCUUUAUGAUGCAAUGCUGACGUGGGCCGACUGUGUAAACUACACCAUGCAGCGAGGGGGUAACCCGAGGGACGGUAAACACAUCUACAACAUCGUUCCGAAGGCCGUGACAUCGCGUGGUGUGACCGGGGCAAUUGUCUUUGACGAGCCAGAACGGAAUCGAAUGCUAAACUACCGUAUUCUGGACAUGCGAGACGAUGGAACAUUCUACACUCUCUUAAAGUUCAUCUUUAAAGAUGACAGGAAUAUGGACUUUGACUACGAUGAUAAAGAAAAGCUUGAGCAAAAAGGACGCUGGCCUACAAAGGACGGUGUUCCACCAGCAAACAUUCCUGUCUGUGGUUAUGAGGGAGAGAUGUGUGUUGUUGAAGACUACCAAAACAACUAUAAUGGAACAAUUAUCGGUGCGUCUGUGUCUGCUUCUGUGGUGUUGAUGCUGGCCAUAGUGGUCCAUAUGAUGCUCAGGCGUUACCGUCGACAGAUGACGUUGCAAAGUAUGCUGUGGCAGGUGCGCUUUGACGAGAUAGACUUUGUGACCGCCCUUAUGACCGGAAGUAUAAGAAACAGUUUCAAAAACUUGUCAAAAAGAAAACCAUCUUCAAAGAUGUUAAAGCGGCGUCGAAUUAACGUAACUGGUCUACCAAACAUGAAGUCGAUUACCGAGAACGGAAAGAAGGGUUCGCCGGAAAUCACCAUGAAGGCACUUGAUUCUGCCUCAAUGUUUGGAUCUGUUGCAUUUGUUAGAGGAAAUCUGACUUCGGUGAAACGGAUGCAGAUCCCUACCUUGAAUCUUACAAAUUGCGUAUUACAACAAUUGAAUCAGAUAACGGAAAUAAAGCAUCAGAACUUAUGUGCAUUUGUUGGAGCAUGUCUCGAGCCGAACCGUUUCCUGUUGCUAUGGGAAUACUGUGCGAAGGGCAGUCUUCAAGACGUCAUUUGGAACCAGAACAUCAAACUCGACCAGAUGUUCAUGUUUGCCCUCAGCCACGAUGUUGCAAAGGGCCUUGAACUAUUGCACAAGAGCGCCAUACAUUUCCACGGGAACCUGCGCAGCACCAACUGUGUGGUGGACAGCCGAUGGACGUGCAAACUGACUGACUUCGGUGUCCCGACAAUUCGAGAGAUGGAGAAAGUUGCAGCUCAACAGGCUACUAAGGAUCCACCCUGGGAAAAGUUGCAAUGGAUGGCACCAGAGUGUUUACGAGAGGAGAGGAAGGAAAAAUGUGUUGACCGUCAGAAGGUCGACAUCUACGCCCUAGGAAUAAUCCUGAAGGAGGUGUUUACACGGUCCGGGCCUUACAGCGAGUACCCAUUCCUUGAAUCAAACGAAAUUGUGGAGAAAAUUAAAUGCCAUGUGAAGGGAGAGCGACCAUUUCGUCCGAUGCUGUCGUUACAAUUGCGGCAGCAUACGGAACUCACGUCGUUGAUCGAGGACUGUUGGAGCGAGGACCCAUCAAGUCGCCCGAAUGCCAAUAGGGUCCUCAAACAACUCAACAAAAUUAACCCACAGAAUCUGAAUAUGAUAGACAACAUGAUUGUGAUGCUGGAGAAGUACGCAAACCACCUGGAGGACCUUGUAGCGGAGAGGACGAGCGAGUUGGAUGCUGAGAAGGCCAAAACAGAAAACCUCCUGUAUCGCAUGCUACCACAAACUGUCGCGGAAGAAUUGAAAUUGGGUCGACCAAUCAAAGCUGAACAUUUCGACGAAUCAACACUAUAUUUCUCAGAUAUUGUCGGCUUUACUUCAAUAUGUUCAAACAGCACACCUAUCGAGGUGGUUAAUUUAUUAAACAGUCUCUACACUCUCUUUGACGAUAUAAUCACCAGAUAUGACGUGUAUAAGGUAGAAACCAUUGGCGAUGCGUACAUGAUCGCCAGCGGUUUACCGAAGCGGAACGGAAAGAAACACAUACAGGAAGUAGCCGACUGCGCCCUAGACAUCCUCGCGUCCAUAUCCACAUUCUGCAUCCCUCACCAGCCCGACCAGAGGGUCAGGAUUAGAGUAGGUAUUCACUCUGGCCCGGUUGUUGCUGGCGUUGUUGGUUUAGCGAUGCCGAGGUACUGUUUGUUUGGAGACACGGUCAACACGGCGUCCAGAAUGGAGUCAACUGGACUGCCAUUGCGGAUCCAUUUGAGCUCACACUCAAAAGAGGCAUUGGAUGCAUACCCCGGGUACCAUCUGAUCUGUCGGGGUGAGGUUGCAGUAAAGGGAAAAGGGAAAAUGAGGACAUACUUACUUUGUGGUCGAGACGGAUUUAAAAAAGAAUUGCCAUACUCAGAGCAGUAUGACAAUUGUGAAAACUUGAAUUUUCGUGCCUCUGUGACGUCAUUGAAUUCUAUGGCGUCAUUGAUUUCCGGGGCGUCAUCAAGUUUCACAACAUGUUCGUCCUUGGAGUUCGCACAUAAAGUAUCUCAAGUGUCUACAUUCUCCGAAGACUUGGACGAAAAGUACAAAUCAAAACAAACCAGUAUUUUGGAGGUGACGUGUUUGUGACCUACAAAAUAACGCAAUAACAACGUCAUUUCAUAUACAUCAAAAGACGAGAAUUAUUUUGCAAAUCCAUUUUCAAUUGAUAUGAGAUACAUUUGCUCUGAAACAUGAGAGACCGACACAGUUCAAUACGCCAACGGAUAUAUUAUGUAGAAAGCUUAUUUAUAAUAAAAGGGCGUUUUGACUCUCUCCUUUGGAAAAUGAAAGACAGCAAGGGAACUAUUACACGAGUGUUUGCUGAACAGUUUACAAAUGCGGGUGAAAGUUAUUGACAUGUGAUGUAUUAUGCAAUGCAAUGUAAUCAGUAGAGCUUUGGUGUGUAUUUCUUAAGUAGAAAUGAUUGAUAGUUGCAUUUGCGAUAUAUUUAAGCUAUUAGUGUACAUGGUGAGAUGCAAUAUAUUUAAAAGCCCUACAAUAGACUGUGUUACAGUCUUAAUCAAAUUAAUGUAAAAUAUUUCGCUCAUGUACAAAACAUGUAUUUAUGAUGCAUUAUUAUGUAUAUUAUGUUCUUUUCACAAUCCUUAUUCACGUAAUGUGCUAUAUGACUUUAUUUAUAUUGUGAUAUUCACUGUACGCUUCCACGCUGAUUUGUUUUCACGGACUACUUUUUGAGCGUAUUUGUGAAUACAUCUAUAAAUUCUAGAUAAACUACAAGAGCAAGUGGCUAACUGGUAAUGUUUGGAUAGACUAAUUAAAGUCGUAUUUGGCUUACUUAACCCAUUAAGCCAAACCUAAUAAAAUUGUCCUUAACGUGUAUGUAGGAACUACCUUUCUCGAUGAAAUAAACUUAAAUUGAUUAUUACUAUAUGCAUUUCAAGUCCAGACAAUUGAAAUAUUUCAAUGAUAUCUGACGGUCAUUAAAACAACUUAUAAUUUAUUUGUCAUAUUUCAUUAUGGCAUAAAUAAUAAUGUAACACGUGUUAUAGUUUUACCAAUGCUGCAAUGCAUGGUUGUUUUCCUAGUAACUGUUAUGUUGUACAUUCGUUUUUGAUGUUGUUUAUGACCAUGUCCUACUUGCAAUGCAUUCUUUGAUAAUAAACCUUGAAAAUUCA